Penicillium oxalicum is the source of this 1149-nucleotide messenger RNA. RefSeq lists its product as uncharacterized. The coding region runs from base 1 to 1149 and encodes 382 amino acids. Lineage: Eukaryota; Fungi; Ascomycota; Eurotiomycetes; Eurotiales; Aspergillaceae. The transcript has 2 exons. The record is from RefSeq and is a predicted model, not a curated record.
AUGAAUUGGACGGGAGGACAGCUCCACCGACAUCUGACCCGCCCAGGCAAUCUGACUCAAGCUCAAAAGCAGCAUUUUUUCCGAUCUCGCCAGCAGCCUGUUCACGAUGGGAUGACGCGUCUGCUCAGUAACAACGGCUCAAACUUGGAUACGAGAGACGGUGAGAGGCAGGACAAUGGCAUCGCCACUGUGGAUGGCAAUAAUCUCGAACAGGGCAGGACUGGAGAAGCUAGUUGUGACAAGGUCUCGACGUCCACUCUGCCGUCCAACUCUUCCAGCCGUGUAGAGCAGGCUCGUCAUCUGGAAACCUUGAAACGCCGGCUGCUCGAAGACCCUGACUGGGCAGCGGUCACAGUUGCCCGUCCCUUGGAAAUUCAAUUCGCCUCAAAGCAAGAGAUUGAGCGGUUUGGCAAGCGCCGAAAACUAAGUGACAACGAUCGCCACCGUCUGCUUACAGCACAUGCAAAUGAGCGACAGUGGACGGUACCGUUUCUGGAAUCCCCUUUCAUGAGGGGGAAAGAACCAUCCUCGGAUCAAAUUCAGGAUAGCAUCACUAGACAGCCUUUCGGCGAUGGCAUUCAGAUAACACACAAUCAACUUCGACCAGGCCAUGAACGUGGGUCUAAGAGACAACCAGACACCUCAAGCCCUCCUAAGUCCGGACUCCUUACUGAUACAAAUGACAAUCCCAAAUCAAUACCAGAUCAAAAUACGAGCUGGACCGCUGGUCCAGUCGUGACUUCGGCUGCGGCUCCAGACAUUUGCAAGAGUCGAUCCAUCGGAGAUUGGGGAAUUAUGAGAGAUACUCCCCCAUACUCAGAUUUGCGGCAAUUGCAUCGAUCUCUGUCCGGUGUCUCUUGUAGCCCUACUGAAAUACUGCCAGUUUCCUCAGGCCUCAACGCGAGUGAAUCGCUACUCACCAGUGACACUCAAAGCUGGCUUCCGCAACCUGUACGCCGUAAAUCUCCCAGCAGUUCCCUUGUAUCACGUGUGCGAGCCACUGCGUCUUUGUCGCCUUUUCACCGUGCACUGGAAAGAUCGUGGGAAACUCUUCCUCCACUGUCUGGUGAUAGUCAUCCCCCGGCUGCUGUAGAAUUUUUCGGGCAGCAGCUGCGAAUGCGUAGCAUUGAUGAGACCGAUAGUCCAUGA